AUGGAACGCCCCGCGGUGAACACGGCAAACAUGGCCCCCACGGCCAAGACGGAAAAAUUGUCCAACGCGUCGAAUAGCGUCCCGUACACCUUCGAGCACUCCAGAAACCUGGGCAACAAAAUCCUCAAGCCCAUACGCCAGGAAAAAGUCGUCAGGGUGCCGGUAACCCAGUACGUGGAAAAAAUCAUAGAGAAAGAAGAAAUUAAAUUCGUGAACAAAUAUGUGGAUGUCAUCAAGCCAAUAAUAACCUACAAGACGAAGCACAUUUCCAAGCCAAUCUAUUUAGACAAAAUUAAGUAUGAACCCAAGCUGAUAGAGAAGGAAAAAAUUAUACACAUCCCAAAAAUAGAGUACAGAAAUAAAAUUGUAGAAAUACCUGUGUACCUUCAUAAGGAAAAUAUCAUAGAGAAAAAAGUCCCCCUAAUAAUUGAGCGAGUUCUUCCUGUCCUGAAGGUCAAAAAAGUGGAGAAGGAGGUCCUCACAGAUGUGGUCGAUAUUCCUUCAAUCUGCGAAAUGGAAAAAAUGGACAAAAUGGAGAGAAAAAUAAAUAGUAGUACCAAACAUGAAUACAAAGAGACACUGAUGAUCCCUCAAAUUGCAACAGGAAACUCUGACAGAAAUAACUUUUAUGCAGUAAAAGAAGCGACAGAAAGUCAGGAUAUGUAUAAUAAGGAAACGUACAGAAAUGUGGAGUCCCGAAAUGAUAUUUCUUCUUCCCCCGCUGUGUAUUCCCCAGUGAAAAUGUCCCCGUCUGUACAAGUGCAGAAGUUUAAAGGACACCGUGGGAGAAGUGACUCUGUUGCCAGCGGCGAAUCGGAUGAAAAUUCCCGGGGGGAAAAACUGGAGCAUAAGAAUGAAACUAUGUAUAAUGACGCCACGCAGGAGGAAGACGAGGAAGGUGACAACUACGGGGACGCCGUGGAAAAUGCGGGAGGAAUGCUUAACGAGGAAUAUAUAGCCAGCGGCCAGGGCCUACGCAACGACGAAUCAAUCUCGAGGGAACACGUCCAAGGUAUAGUGCAAACCGGGCAUUACAGCGAAAACGAUCUGUAUAAAAAGUCGAACUUAACGCAUGUCAGCAUACACCUGCCCAGAACGAAGGAGGAGCUGCAUGAGGUUCUCCAGGGGAAUUCUGUCAACGCAGGGCAGGGCAGUUACGGCAGCAACCGGAUAGCUAGCAGUGGUGCCAGCAACCUCCGAAGUGGCAACGAAAGGUACGCUUCAAACAACAACCUCUUCACCUACGACCAAAGAAACAACAGAUACAACGAGUACGACAUGAACCAAAUGAUGAACGAUCAGCUAAUCAGAGAAUCCUUUAACGGCAGCAGAAGAGACAUGUCCAAGUCAGUGGAAGAGAACGUUGGCCGGGGAAGCUAUUACUCAGACGUGAAGAACCGCAUAGAAUCCCAGAAGCAUAAUCUUUCCGUCCCAUCUAACAUGAACGUCUACAAGGAAAACUACUCUUCUACUCAGAACGUGUGCAGGAAUGAGUCCGGGAGAACGCGCUCGAACUUUAUGCCCUCCUAUGCGAACAGCAACGGGCAGGCAAUUGUAUCCGUGCGCCCCGCCACCAUUUUGGAAUACGUCCCCAAGCAAAGGAAGGCCAAGGGGCGCUUCUGCAGCUUCAUGAACAGGUGUUGCGGCGACGAAUAA
Plasmodium coatneyi is the source of this 1656-nucleotide messenger RNA. RefSeq lists its product as uncharacterized. The record is from RefSeq and is a predicted model, not a curated record. The coding region runs from base 1 to 1656 and encodes 551 amino acids. Lineage: Eukaryota; Apicomplexa; Aconoidasida; Haemosporida; Plasmodiidae. The transcript has a single exon.